Molecule: messenger RNA, 179 nt
Organism: Dentiscutata heterogama
Lineage: Eukaryota; Fungi; Glomeromycota; Glomeromycetes; Diversisporales; Gigasporaceae
Source: the annotation of a GenBank genome assembly
AUGUCUCAAGGAACGGACAUGUUUAAGCUUUUUUCUACCAUAGAAGAGCUUUUGGGAGCUAAACCUGACAAACAAAAGUCAAACUUUUUUAUAAGAGUUUUACAAUCAAGAGACAUUAUAUUUUAUGAUCUGGUGGCCAUUUUGUCUCUCACCAGUUAUUUGGAACCUCCGAAUAGAUU